AUGCCCGUGAAUAGCAACAUCGUAAAACCAAUAAACAAUCAAAACCGGUACGUUCCCCAGCCUGGUGGAAGCUUGAUUAAUCGGUCAGUAGUAGUAAACCCGCCGCAACAAGCUAGUCGACCUGGACCCAUUAACUCACCUUAUCCUACAAAUUCAAUGGCUCAACGUACUGUAGGAGGUACUCCUUUGAUGCCACGAACUAACGGGAGGAUAGCGUCAAAUGUCCCAUCAUGGAAUUAUACGCCAGGUUCGGCGUUAACAUCACAAAACCUGACAACGCGGCAGCAACCUUUUACAGGGUAUCCGAGUGCAUUGCAUAAUGUUCAUUCUCAACCCCCAAAUGAUAUAUUAGAUAUGUCUGAAUUCCCAGCAUUGGGCAGUUCAAAUACAACGGCCAAUAAUUCAUCAACUAGUGGACUCGGCUCGAGCUAUGCGACGACAGCUGGGACAUCAACUGUUGUAAAUGGACCAAAUGAUGGCCGUUCACUUCAUCAUCAGCCACAACAAGCUCAAGAAUUUACGAUUGAUGAUUUCCCAGCAUUACCUGGUGCCACAAGUAAUGGUGGUAAUCGAGGUAUUGUUGGAACGCAACCACCUUCUUUUAAUAUGACACCUGGUUUGUCAUCUUCAUCGAUACAAGAUGGUCGGUUAGGACUUGGUGGGAUAAGAACAACGGUACAACCGCAGAUAAAUUCAAUGUCCGAACAGGACAAAAAGGUUGGAUCAACUCCUUAUUCAACGACAUCAACAUUAGUGGGUGUACCUCCUUACUCUACAAGUAGUGGUAUAUCUGCGAAUUUGCAUUCUUCCAAUUCUUCGACGAUAAAUCAAUCGCCUUCAACAUCAAGUAUAACCUCAGCGUCAGGAGAUUCAUAUGGUCUCAUGGGUCUCCUAAGUGUAAUAAGGAUGACUGACCCGGAUCUGAGUAUGUUGGCUUUAGGAAGUGACCUGGCAACAUUAGGUCUGAAUUUGAAUUCGCCAGACAGUGCUCUUUACACAACGUUUACUUCUCCUUGGGCAGAUAAUAAUCAGAUAGCCGGCUUGAUUGAACCUGAUUAUCAAUUGCCUUCAUGCUACAAUGUACAGCCGCCGCCACCAGCUCAAUCAAAAAUCUCGUCCUUUUCUGAUGAAACACUUUUUUAUAUCUUUUAUAGUAUGCCAAGAGAUAUACUGCAGGAGGCUGCAGCUCAAGAAUUAUAUAAUCGCAAUUGGCGAUAUCAUCGGGAGUACAAACUUUGGUUAACAAAAGAACCCGGAACAGAACCAGCUAUGAAAUCGCCAACAUUUGAACGUGGAAAUUACAUCUUCUUUGAUCCGAACAAUUGGGAAAAGACAAAAGAGAUUUAUUACCUGUAUGAAUCGUUGGAAGAUAGGCCACCAAUGAUGGGUGGACUAAGUGGGAUGGGUGGUGUUGCUGCAUCACAGGCAGGUGUAUCGUCCUUAGCAUCUGGAGGAUUACAUCAACAACAGCAAGGAAUUACGCAACAAGGUCUGUCAAGUGUGAAUAUGGCUGGUUUAAUGGGUUUAGGAGGUAUGCCUUCGAGUAGUGCCGCCGGAUUAUCCGCAGGCACAUUAGCAGGAUUAGGAGCAUCACCAGCUCAUAUGCAAUUACAUCAUCAAUAUCCAUCAGCCUCAAAUGCUACACAUCAUCAAUUAGGUGGUCCUAUACCGGGUGCUCAUUAUGUAGCGCAAGGCGGUUUAAAAGAUUAUUGA
This is a messenger RNA of Ambispora gerdemannii, 1713 nucleotides long. The record is from the annotation of a GenBank genome assembly. Lineage: Eukaryota; Fungi; Glomeromycota; Glomeromycetes; Archaeosporales; Ambisporaceae.